AUGGGAAGACCGUUUCACACAACAAUCAAAAUUGGGGAAAUGGUCAAAAGUGGUCUCAAAGAAGGAAGGAUCGUGAUCGAGGCAACAAUCAAAGCUACCACACAGGACAUUCAAGGUGGUUCAACAAGUUUUGGAAAUCGUAAAAGGAAAGAAGAAGUUAUUUCACUGGCAUCAAGGUCAAGUGGAUCUCAGAGAAAGUCUAAUUGUCCUUACACAUCAUCAUAUGUGCAUCCUCCCAAUCGCCCACAUUUUCGGGGCCCAUCUCAAGGAAACUUUCUCCCACAACGGCCACCCUAUAAGGUCCCUUACAACUCUCCUCUUAUGCCGAAUUAUGCUCAAGAUCAAGCACAAAAAAAGAAAUUCACUCCAGUGGAAGAGUCGUACUCCAGCUUGUUUCAAAAGUUAAGAAAUAUAGGAGCGAUUGAGUGUAUCCCACCACAUCGUCUGAAUCCAAAUGCUCCAGGUUUCCAAGCUAAUGAAAGAUAUGAAUACCAUUCAGGAGCGCCAGGAAACAACACUGAUAAUUGUUGGACCUUGAAGGGAGCAAUAGAGAAGCUGAUCGAGCAUGGAGUUGUUGUUGUGACAGAUGAUCAAAACACUCCCAAUGUGACCAAUAACCCACUUCCAGCUGAAAACAACUUAGUGGGUAUGGUUUGUGAUGAUCAAGAGUACAAACUCUUCAGCAAAAUAGGUAAGUUGUUUAGGAAGAUUGGAGAAGAAGACAAGUCAAUGAAGAGUUUAAAACCAGUUCCAUCUCUGAGUGUGGAAGGUGUCAAUCUUGACACCAAAGUCUUGUGCAUCCCGGGGGUUUCAAAGGGGAUUGAAGUUCGAGAAGAUAUGCCAAAGUUGUAUGUAUCAAAAGGCUUUUCAUUAACACAACAUGACCAAAGUGGCUUGACCAAGUUGAAAGAGCCUAUUUUUGUUAAGCCCGUCCAACAGCUUCCAGUAAUUGAUUCAAAGGUUGUCCCUUGGAACUAUAACAAAACCGCAGUGGUUUAUCGAGGAAAUGAGAUUGUCGAAGAAGUUGAUGAAGCGGGGGGUUUGACACGCUCAGGAAGAUGUUAUUCUCUAGAAGAAUUAAGAAAAGGGAAGAUGACUGAAAAUAUUCAAGUACCACUAAAGAAAGCAGUUACUGAAGAAGAAAAUGUAGGAUUUCUUAAAAAACUUAAGGUUCCAGAUUACUCUGUCGUGGAUCAAUUGAAGAAGACGCCUGCACAUAUUUCACUGUUGUCUCUACUUUUGCACUCAGAAGAACAUUGUCUUGUGUUGAAUAAGGUUUUGAAUGAAGCACAUGUGCCAAAAGAGACCAUAGUAAAUCAGUUGGAGAAACUUUCACUAAUGAGAGUUGCCCAAGGAGGGAGCUGGACACAACAAAGCUUUGCAUCUUAUAGUGACAUGUGA
Messenger RNA from Solanum lycopersicum (tomato), 1401 nucleotides. RefSeq lists its product as uncharacterized. NCBI's taxonomy places the organism in Eukaryota, Viridiplantae, Streptophyta, Magnoliopsida, Solanales, Solanaceae. The record is from RefSeq and is a predicted model, not a curated record.